Messenger RNA from Knipowitschia caucasica, 486 nucleotides. The record is from the annotation of a GenBank genome assembly. NCBI's taxonomy places the organism in Eukaryota, Metazoa, Chordata, Actinopteri, Gobiiformes, Gobiidae.
AUGGCUGUCACUUUGCACACCGAUCUGGGGGAUGUUAAAAUCGAAUUAUUUUGUGAACGCGCUCCUAAGACUUGUGAGAACUUUUUAGCGUUGUGUGCCAGUGGCUUUUACAAUGGCUGCAGCUUCCACAGGAACAUAAAAGGGUUCAUGGUGCAAACUGGAGACCCAACAGGUACUGGCAAAGGAGGAACCAGUAUAUGGGGACGCAAGUUUGAAGAUGAGUACAGUGAACAUUUGAAACACAAUGUCAGAGGAGUCGUAUCAAUGGCAAACAAUGGCCCCAACACAAAUGGUUCACAGUUUUUCUUCACAUACGCCAAACAACCCCAUCUGGAUAUGAAGUAUACUGUUUUUGGAAAGAUUAUUGAUGGUUUUGAAACGCUAGACGAGUUGGAGAAACUGCCUGUAAAUGAUAAGACUUUCAGACCACUAACAGAGACCCGCAUCAAAGACGUGACCGUUCAUGCCAACCCGUUUGCUGGGUAA